Magallana angulata is the source of this 1932-nucleotide messenger RNA. RefSeq names its product 5-hydroxytryptamine receptor 2B-like. Lineage: Eukaryota; Metazoa; Mollusca; Bivalvia; Ostreida; Ostreidae. The record is from RefSeq and is a predicted model, not a curated record. Gene Ontology annotation, cellular component: membrane. The coding region runs from base 87 to 1004 and encodes 305 amino acids. Gene Ontology annotation, biological process: G protein-coupled receptor signaling pathway. The transcript has a single exon. Gene Ontology annotation, molecular function: G protein-coupled receptor activity.
UUACGUACAUCUACACAUAAUUCGAAGACCUUCAAAUCCAUUUAAUACAGAAUCAGGAGGUUUUAUAUACAGCCCAACCAUUCAAAAUGGACAACGUUACUUUCGACAUAUCGCAAAAGGUAAAGGAAUGGAACAACGAGAUAGUGCAGAGCCUUAUUCCUAACAACACUAUCCUGUCAAUGUAUAUGGUGGCUGGUUUUGGGGGUAACUCCCUCGUCAUCUUCAUUUACGGUUUCAAAAUGAAAGGCAGUAAAGAAGACAGGUAUUUCAUUCCGUUUCUUGCGAUGGCGGACCUUUGGGCUUCUUUGAUUUGUGCUUCUUUUGGGAUUGCUCAAAAUAUGAUGCAGGCAACAUUUGACAAUGAACAAUUGUGCAAGACUUGGUAUCUCUUUGCCGCCCUCUCAACUUUCACGUCUGUGUUUUUUCUACAGAUUGUUGCAGUUCCCAGAUAUCUCAAAGUCUGCCAACCCCUCGGGAGACAAAUGACCUUAAAAUGGAAACGGUUCGCUUUGUGUAUGGGACUAACAAUUGCUUUUAUCUUAGCUGUACCCAUGACCUACUUUUAUGGAUCUGAUCUAUUUUUUAAUGAGGAAUUAGGGAUCUCUGGAUUCCGUUGCAAUAGGUUGAGCUCUGUAAAUAAAACUUGGUCACUGUUUUAUGGAAGCCUAAUUCUUUUCAUCACCAUCACGAUCAUAGUUUCUCUGAUAUGUCUUUAUUCCAAAAUAGGAUUGAAAAUUCGGGACCAUUUAAAGCGUACCAAAAUUAACCGCCACCACAAAACAGUCGAACACUCUCAAGGCAAUGUUUUAAACAGUGACGACCGACUGAGUUACCCGGAACGUGACACCCAGUCACGUGACAAUGACGAUAGAACCGAGGAAACUGGGUUUUCCACUACCUGCAGAGACCUCGAGGCACCUACAAAAAUCAAUGGGGGAAAACACGAACCCAGAACCCAGGAUCUCGAGUGUAAAAAGGAGAAAACGGAAGCGAGUCGUGUAUAAAUUCACAUUGAUGUAUAUGCUAAUAACCGUCAUUUUUUCUGAUUUGUUAUAUUCCUAAAACCACCAUCAUGCUGCUGGAAGCAAGGAAUACAUCGUUUUGGGAGGAGUUUACAUAUACAGGAAGAUCUGUUAUAUUGUUUAUUUAUAGGAUUUAUAUCUUGAAUAACAUCACAAACCCAAUCAUUUACGCCUUUCUUGAUAAAUAGUUUACAAAAGAAAUAAAAAAAUGUUGUGUGUGCAAGUAGUAAGGUUCUAUGAUAGAUAUUUCACAAGUGCAUUCUUCCCAUCUUUUUAUGUAUUGUUUAUCUAUUGAGCGUCUGGAUUUACAUAGUACAUGCGUCUACAAAUUUUAGGAAUAAUAAUGCUAUUGAAUUAGUGAGUUUACUUGAAAUUGAGACAUUUAACUCGCAGCGAAAACUUCAGAUUUGAUUUACUAUAUACUAGUAAGUAAAAUUAGAAAACGAAAAUUUACACACUUAAAAAAUACAUUAUUUACCUGAAGCUUACAGGGACGUUUAGGUAGAAUGUAAUAAGAAGUGCAGUUAUGCUGUAUUCAAUACUACAAUAAAAACGUAUUUUUUACUUUAUUUACAUAUUUCAAAUAUUUAUAAAUAUUGCAUCGACAUUUAGAUUAUUUACUUAAAGUGGUGGAUAUUUAGAGAUUGAUUAUCAGCAUACUACUGUAAUCAAGUUUAACAAAAACUUGUAAUUAUUUUAAAAUUUUAAAAAAAGAACUGAUCAUCUAUUAAAAUUAAAGCAAUUGCCAUCCUGUAUUGAUCUCUCCACAGAAGUCUAAAAAUUAUUCCUUAAAAUGAAAAUGAAAAUUAGCGUGAAUCAAUAGCGUCGUGACAUUAUUAAUGAUAGAAAUGGAAAUGUUUAUUCUAGUUUGGUUAUGUAUAUUGAUGAAGAGUAAAUGUAUUUGGAGUAC